AUGCGCCAUGAUUUGUUGGAAAUGUUCCUCGACGAUGCAGGUGGCUUCGAGAAGUGCCUGGGGCUGGAGUACGCGAGCCACGACGCCGGAAUCGAGGACAGUAUAAGGAACCCUGACCCCUUGCUCGACCGCAUGGGACCUAUUACGGAUAGGCUCUUUAGCCUGAGCCUUGCUGAUGAUUACGACUAUGGAGGUGAACUCGGAGCUAGGAUCAAAGCGGGCGGGUUUGUUGGCGAGGCGAUGCCUCAUCCCCAGAUCAGUCUCCAGGAGAGUGUCUUGGGUCUUUCUUGCCGGGAAGAUGGGGUCCUACAGAGAUCGAAUGGCUAUGGCCUUGUUGCACCUGAGGAAAGACGGUCGAAGGUCAAGACCCAAAGCACGACGAUAUACGACGACUACAACCACAACUUCGACGGCGUGGCUCCAGAUCCAACCACAGCAGGCAAGAAACGCCCGCUUGACAUUGAGAGCGUGUUAACAGACGGGCUUGCGCAAGAGCUGGAGGAAGAGAAACGGAAAAAGAUGAUGCAAGUGGUCGAAACUUUGGUUAUCAAGGUACUCCAACAGCCUCUGGUAGCGAAAGAUACGAACUCCGGCAAGGCACUGGUCGAAGCGCCCGAGGAUGAGCGAAGCUGCAACGAGCAGCAGACUGCCGAAUCGAACGCGAAGUCAUUUUCAAGCGAUUCUUCGCCGCCGACUCAAGCAUUGCGUCCGCCGGCUGCCCCUGAGGUGGGAGUCGAUUCUCACGACCACAAAUCACAAAGUAUCUCGGACGGGGCGCUCAUCAACACCCCUGAAGAGAAGGGCAACGCCUGGCUUCCUACAGACUUCUAUGACUUCGAUUUUGGCGAUGAGUCGAAUUUGCAAAGAUGGCCUGGUUGGAACAGUGCUUUUGUUGAGGGGAAUGGUUACGAGUGGGCUGCUAUCGGUGCUACUGCGUCUCGGAUGCCACAUUCGAACCAGAUAUUGGACUGCACGACGGUUCAGGGAAAUGGAAACCUGUCACAGAGUGACCUUGACUCCGAGACCUUUGAUUUCGGGUUGUCACCGGAUAAGUGUGCAGCUGUGUACACGCACCUGACUGUCUUCACCACUCCGAGUAGCGAAUAA
This is a messenger RNA of Colletotrichum siamense, 1107 nucleotides long. RefSeq lists its product as uncharacterized. The transcript is spliced from 3 exons. Lineage: Eukaryota; Fungi; Ascomycota; Sordariomycetes; Glomerellales; Glomerellaceae. The coding region runs from base 1 to 1107 and encodes 368 amino acids. The record is from RefSeq and is a predicted model, not a curated record.